Molecule: messenger RNA, 5135 nt
Organism: Cyprinodon tularosa
Lineage: Eukaryota; Metazoa; Chordata; Actinopteri; Cyprinodontiformes; Cyprinodontidae
Product: rho GTPase-activating protein 23-like
Exons: 24
Coding region: 16-4509 (1497 amino acids)
Biological process (GO): signal transduction
Molecular function (GO): protein binding
Source: RefSeq, a predicted model, not a curated record
GCUCGGACGGAUGCUAUGCUGAGGGGGUCGGCUGUUGCUCCAGCCCCACCAGGCCACAAGUGGCACUUUCACUGUUCUGUUGGGGUGGACUGCAGCAACCCUGAACCUCGCUGCAUUUGGCUGGCAGUUCUCCGGGGCGUCUCCGCUAACAGUCCCUCCCUUCCAGCACCAGUCACACCAACAAGAAGAUCCAGGAUUAUAAAUCGCCAUCGCUUGUCUUGGGCUAGAAGCCGGAACGAUGGGAUGGUGUCACCGGAUAAAAACAGGUGUAACCUGCCGCCGUCCGGUGAGGUGGAGGCCGUGCCAUCGAAGGGUCCGCGGACCGUCGUUCUCCAAAAGAACUCGCAGGGUUUCGGCUUCACUCUGCGCCACUUCAUUGUGUACCCACCAGAGUCGGCCCUCCAGAGCCUCAAGGAUGAAGAAAACGGUAACUUACCAGGAAAAGCGGAGAGUCAGCGAUCCUGCUUGGAGCCGAUGGACACCAUUUUUGUGAAAAGUGUCAAAGAAAACGGGCCGGCUCAGCAAGCUGGAAUGUGUACCGGAGAUCGACUGGUGAAGGUGAACGGGGAGAGCAUUCUGGGGAAAACCUAUUCUCAGGUUAUCACACUCAUCCAAAACAGUGAGAAGCAGCUGGAGCUGACCAUUAUGCCAAAAGAUGAGGAUGUGUUGCAGUUGGUAAGUGUAUAUUCCCAGAAUGUCAACUCCAAAGAGGCUAAGCUGCACUCAAGUGAGGCCCACCACUUCCCAGAAGCUCUGCGUCUCUGCAACCCGAGCUGCGCUCUGCAGCAGCCUGCUUCCAGCCUUCCAGGUCCUCUGGACAACUGGCCGUGCAAAGGCAGCAGCACCGCCUCACUGGACAACAAACCCUCUGCUACCUCCACCUCUGGCCGACCCCAAGUCCCACAGGAUACCAGCAGUCACGUGGCUCCGCCAUGGCGACACCAGGGCCACGUUUCGGCAUCCCUUAACGCAUUUGACUUCCAUUUUGCUAACCACAAUGCUGCCAUCACCUCUGCGACGCUGCCUCCACCUCGGAGGAGAAGUCUGCUGGCCUCGUCACGCGUUCACAGUGACGCACUCUGCCAACAGGCUCUGUCCGACUGGUACCACACCCAAGCUGAGGCUGCAGAGCACUUCUCCCCCUGUCACCGCAGUGUAUCGCAGGACUACUUAGCCGAGCAAGAGCUAGGUUUGCCAUCCGGUCCCAGAUUUGCGGCUGGCCCUACAACCUCCCUCCUGCAACACCGGGCAGCAGCCGCAGUGCAUGACGCCUACUGGCUGGGUGGCUGGGGUGGAGCGUCUGAGGCCGCCAGCAAAUCGUGCUCGGAGAGUCUGCUGGCAGCUUACGCCGAAUACGAACACAACUAUGGACGCUCUGUGGAAACACUGGCUGAGGCCUCCGCUCUGGUCUCACAACAUUACGAACAGACAAGCAAAAGAGUGCAGAGGAAGCAGACAGCUCCAGGAGGACACGAACACGUAACCGCGGUGACCACCGCAGUGACCACCACAGUCACAGCUUCCUCCAGCGCUUCCAGUCAGCAGGUGGCUGAGCCCCAAACACGACGCCUAAAAGGAGAAGAGCUGGUGGGAUACAAAAGCUACAGCCCCUCUUUUUACCGCAAAGAGGGACAUCUCCUCCAACAGUCCCACUCCUUCAGAGACCCCAGUUACAGGGGCCCUCAUAUGAACUGGGGGUCCGGCACCGGAAGAGACAGCAAUGGGGGAAAAUUGUCUCAUCUGCAGUCGCCCAGCACAGCAUUGGCUUUGGACAAGAAAACGGACACAUUGAGGGAGGACAGAGAGGUUGCCUCUUCUGUGUCCCCAACUCAAAGGCCCCCAUUUACGCGUCAGGCUGGUUCCACACAUACAGAGUCGCUGCAACCAUCAGCUUGGACUCCUGCGGCAGGAAAAACUCCAGUCCAACCAGACACAGGGUCCAGCCGCAGGGUCAAUGGUAGCCUGGCCCAUGCUUUUAAUUCCCUGUCCUCCAUUCCUUUCAUAGAUGACCCUGUCAGUCCCAGUGCCGACCGCCAGGCCUGCUGUGUACCCGCUCACUCCGAGUCCAGCAACCACGCCUCCGCUGCGGCCAGCAUCACCUUCACCUCUGUGUCCCCCCCACCCUCCAUCUCCCCCCCUGUACAACUGCGCUCUCACGACUUCAGAAGCAUUAAAGGUCGCCGCUCCUCGUACCUGCUGGCCAUCACCACGGAGCGAUCCAAGUCCUGCGACGAGGGACUCAACACCUACAGGGAGGAGGGCCGCGUCAUGUCAAAAUUACCAAAAAGAGUGAAGAGCUUCUUUGCUGAGGGGUCUUUGGACAGUUUGCGAGCGCAGGAGGACGCCCGCUCCAAACGCCACUCUACAUCAGAGCUGGGCACCAUUACCUUCAGCGAUGUUCGCAAGGAGGGCUGGCUGCACUACAAGCAGAUCCUCACCGAGAAGGGAAAGAAGGUGGGAGGCAGCAUGCGGCCUUGGAAACGUGCCUUCAGCGUCCUCCGCCAUCACUCGCUCUUCCUUUACAAAGACAAGCGGGAGGCUGUGCUGCACGCCGCGGGGGCCGGCGGCAGCCAGGACGAACACCCGCCCGUCAACAUCCGAGGCUGCCUGAUCGACAUCGCCUACAGCGAGACAAAGCGAAAGAACACCCUGAGGCUGACCACCCAGGACUUCUGUGAGUAUCUGCUGCAGGCUGAAGACCAGGACGACAUGCUGGCAUGGAUCAGGGUCAUCAGAGAGAACAGCAAGACGGAUAACGAGGAGAUCGGUUUCUCCAGACAAGCUCUCAUCAAUAAGAAGCUGAACGACUACAGGAAAAACAGUCUGACGGGCAACAAGCCGGAUUCCUCGCCCAGAGCCCACCGCAUGGUGCCCGACUUCCUCCUGGCUAAAACAGAACAGACGUCAGUGAGCCGAGCGCUCAGAGCCGACGACAACAAGGCUCUGUGGGGAAUAAACCUCAUGAAGAAAACUAAGAAAAGCUGCAGUCCCAAAGCCUUUGGGGUGAGACUGGAGGACUGUCAGCCUGCUGUCAACUAUAAGUUUGUCCCUCGUAUUGUGGAGAUGUGCUGCGGCGUGGUGGAGGCCACGGGUCUGGAGUACACCGGGAUCUACCGCGUCCCCGGGAACAACGCCAUGGUGUCCUGUCUGCAGGAGCACCUGAACAAGGGCCUGGACAUGGACACCGCUGAGGAGAGGUGGCAAGAUCUGAACGUCAUCAGCAGCCUGCUGAAGUCGUUCUUUCGUAAACUGCCGGAGCCUCUGUUCACAGACGAUAAAUAUACCAGCUUCAUUGAGGCCAACCGGAUAGAAGAUGCAGAGGAGAGAUUAACAAGCAUGAAGAAACUGAUCCUCGGCCUGCCAGAUCAUUAUUACCACACCCUCAAGUUCCUGGUGGGUCACCUAAAGAGAGUAGCAGACCACUCAGAGAAGAACAAGAUGGAGCCUAGAAACCUGGCUCUGGUGUUUGGCCCCACCCUGGUGAGGACGUCAGAGGACAACAUGACCGACAUGGUCACCCACAUGCCUGACCGAUACAGAAUAGUGGAGACACUGAUCCUGCAUCAUGACUGGAUCUUCUGUGAUGGAGAACUGGAUCGAGAAGAGAAGACCUCAGAGGACAAAGGGGACGUCCAACCGGUCCCCAACAUCGAUCAUCUGCUGUCCAACAUCGGCAGGCCGGGCAUGCCUGGAGACGCCUCAGAUUCCACCAUCAGCGACUCGGUUAAACUGAAGAUUUCUUCCAGCUCCAAGAAAGACCUGAACGCCAUGGAUUUCCUCCCCAAAUCCAUCAUCUCUGCUGUGACCCGCAAACGUAAAAAAUGUCCCAGCGCUCAUCUGGCGGUCAGCAGCGGCGAUGAAGACUCUGAGCACGAACCGGUCAAGAAUACCAGCUACAGAGAGGGGGGUGGAGGGGGGGCUCAGGAGGCGGCUCAGGGGGAGCGCACCUGCUCCAAAAAGGAGAAGAGACAGGGGGAGGAAGAUGUGGGGAGACCAGCAGAGAGAGGAGGAGGAGGAGGAGGAGAGGAGAUGAAGGACAGGAAGAUCAGGCAGAGAAGCAGUUUGAUCCCCCCCCCUCAGCAGAGUCAUUCCACACACCCCCCACCACAGCUGAAGACUCCCAGUGAGGCCAGAGGACGUCCCAGUAUUCCCUACUGGGUGGCCCCCAGCCGGCCCCCUGCCCUGCAAACGUCCAGCUGCCAGCAGCCAGAACGGAACCAGGCCGUCCGCUACAGGAGAACCAGAGGGGCUCGGACCAGGGCCACCUCCGUCAAUCUGGACCUGGAGCUGGGCCAGCGCGAGGAUUUAGUCAGAGGUCAGAGGGCAGACAGACUUCAGCGUGGCGGGGCCGCAGAGGGAGGCUCAGGGCAGCAGGUCGACCCCCUCCCUACCUUCCCUUCUCCUCCAGGAGCGACGGAGCAGACGUCCUCCUCUGUGGUGUUAAGGAGAUCAGCUCCAGAUGCUCAAGCCAAGAACAGGGCGCUGCGGCGCCACACUGUGGUCAUUUAAAGAAGAAAAAAAACUAAAGUUUACUAACCGACGUCUGCUCACAGGUUUUCCUGCUAAAGCAGGACGGUGAGCCUUCGUUAAUCUCUCCACCCCAGACCUUUACGCCCAAAUAACCAGCUGUUAAAAACAACUUUAUAUAACCUAAGAAAGAGUCCGUGUUCCUAUAUUUAACUAAAACUAAACCAAAAAACAGAAACCCUUAGUGCAACAGAGUCCAUCCAUACUCCUCCACAGGAAGAAGGGAAGCAGAAAGCAUCCUUGCAUCUGAUGCGUGGAUGAACUCACAGGCAGCAGAGGGAAAAUUCAUCUGAAGCUGGAGUUUGUUUGAUUAGAGGUGGAAAGGCGUCAGCGAUGAUGUCGUGAUUCUUGUUCCUCCUCCAAGUUUUAGAGCGGAUCCCCUCAGUGAAACAAACAAGCUCAGAACUUUGAAAAAUAGACUUGCAAACACAAGAAUGACUAUAAACUGAAAAAUGAGACUAGCAAAUUCAAAGGUCACACUAACAUAAGGAGAAAAGCUGCGGUUACAGUAAAUAGAGAUCAACAAAGUGGAAAUGAAAAAAAUGAUGGGUUAAAGAAGCAGCACAGCAGAAGCUCCACUAGGGGGCAAUCAUCAGUGUUAACUCAUA